GUGCUAAUUAAAUUGGUCUUCGUUGAGUGUCUGGAUCGUCACAUACCACGGAUGAUUUCUGCACCAGGAAGAAGUGACAACGGUCAUGUGAUGUAGAGUUUAAGUACCGCCCAGAAGAGUCACAUGGGUGGGGAUCGUUGAACAGCUGUAGGGCGACAGAUAACAACAUUAACAUGAAUUACAAACUGGGGGGUUCGAGCACCGAAUACCGAUUGGCUGACAGCCGUGGUAUACCACAGAGGCUUCAAUGACUGAUCCAGCCAUCUGCUACAUACUGGAUGGAAUCCUGCUCUUCUACUGCCUCAUCACCACCUUGCUCUUCUUCAGAGCCAAGUGGUGCAAGUCUUCACCUGAACCCAAAGAGGACCCCACCCAUGCAGAACUCAAGCCAGGUGCUAAUGCUGACGACCAACAGUCUGCAGCUACUAGACGGAAGCGCAAACAGGAAACUAGUAGCGACACAUACCAGGCCCUCCAGAUAAAAGAUGAUGGGAAUGAUGACUACCAGGUGAUCAUGUCCAAGGGGAGGAAGAACAAGAAGGCCCAAGUCCCCCAGCCUCUCAGUGCAAAGACCCAGACCCGGGCCACUGCCCCACCACUACCUCCACACUGAUCUGACCCAGUCACCUCUGGGCACGGUGGCAGCAGCCGACUCCACUUGCAGCCCUGCCCUGCACUGAUUCAAUCUCUUAAGAGUACCUUUAGAUUAUUUUCCAACCUCUAUGUGCAUAGCAGUCUUCUACCCCUGAGCUCAACUCCCUGGCCUGUUAUUGCAUAUUACAACUCAGCAGAAAAGUGUGCAUGUGUCUUGUCAAUGUGUAUUAUCAUGUCAUUUGUUAAGUCCAUCUAUGGCUGUAUGUGGUAAUGUCAACAUUAUGACCGUAAUAAAAGACUGGAACGUUCCAAUGUUAAAACA
Molecule: messenger RNA, 916 nt
Organism: Salmo salar (Atlantic salmon)
Lineage: Eukaryota; Metazoa; Chordata; Actinopteri; Salmoniformes; Salmonidae
Biological process (GO): cell surface receptor signaling pathway
Cellular component (GO): Fc-epsilon receptor I complex
Molecular function (GO): IgE receptor activity
Source: RefSeq, a predicted model, not a curated record